AUGGAGGGAUGCAAUGGUUGGAAGAAGAAGCAGAAGGUUGUGUCUGUUCUUUUCACCGGGUUCAAAACGGCCCUAGGCGACCGUCUAUUCCGCCUCCCCCAGAACCUGGUCGUGAAGUUCACCACUCUCCUAAAAGGGCUCUUUGCAAAUGGUAAGGUUGUCGAUGCAGAGAAAUUAUUCAAGAAGGCUUUGAUUUUAAAACUUUGUGAACCUAAUGAAGUUAUGAUUAUGACUGUGAUAAACGGGCUCUGCAAAAAUGGACACGUUCAUGUUGCUCGUGAUUUGCUUUGGUUAUUGGAAAAGACUAUCUAUAAACCCAAUGUUAAGGCUAAUACCGCUACGGGAAAAGUGGAUGAAGCUUGUCGUCUUUUUCUCGAAGCUUCUUCUAACGGCUCGUACGAGGCAAAUGAUUUGCUUGUGAAAAUGGAGAGUUGUAGUGAGUGUGCACCGGAUAGCAUGGCGUACAACAACAUUAUCCACGGUUUGCUAAAGAGGAAAGAGGUUUAUGAGGCAAGGCCAUUCUUAGAGGAAAUGUACAAAAGCAGAUUCUCGGCCAAUGCAGCUACUUCGUCCAUGUCUCGCGGCUUUGAAGGAGAAAUUCCGCAGUCACUUUCCCAACUUGAAGGACUAAGUUAUAUUAAUUUGGGUGACAACAAUCUCAUAGGCACUAUUCCUUUAGGUAUGUUCAAUAUAUCAACUAUCGAGCAAUUUAAAGUUGAUUUUAAUGAUAUUCAUGGAACCAUACCCUCUACUAUAGGCCUAACUCUCCCUAAUCUGAAGCUUCUAGUCUUGGGAAAAAAUCAAUUUAGUGGGCGUGUUCCGAUCUCUCUGUCGAAUGUUUCCUCCCUUGAAUUAUUGGUUUUGUCAGUUAAUAAUUUUAAUGGGAUAAUGCCAAGGUUUGGGGGACUUUCAAAGCUUGAUUCUUUAUAUGCUGCAGAAACCUUGAUUGAAGAUGAUAUUAGUUUCAUUUCAUCGUUAACGAACUGCACAAGCCUACGAGUUCUUGAUUUAGGAGAUAACCCUUUAAUUACUGGUUCAAUUCCGGAAACAAUUGCGAAUAUGUCAACCCUUUUUGAUAGACUAAGAAUUUAUGGUACUCAAAUAGUUGGAAGGAUUCCUGCAGGCAUCGGAAACCUUAUUCGUCUCACGCGCUUACAACUUUCUUACAACAAUAUUGAGGGUCCUAUUCCUUUGAGCAUCGGUAGACUAUUUAAUUUGCGCGUUCUUAACUUGGAAGAUAACAGAAUUACAAGUGAUGCACCGUCCGCAUUUGGAAACCUAACUUUUUUGUACUCUCUAUCCUUGCAAAUAAACAACUUCUCUGGAAUUAUUCCCACGAGUCUUGUUAACUGCACCACCAUGCGAGAAUUAGAUCUUUCUCGAAACAACUUCAUUGGCCCAAUACCCCGAGAGAUUCUUAUUCCCACCAGUUAUGUUUUCUGGAAUUUGUCUUACAAUGAACUCACGGGUUCGAUUCCAGUUGAAGUUGGUUCACUGACAAAGGUGGAAGUCUUAGAUUUUUCUAAUAAUAGACUGUCUGGACUUGUUCCAAACUCUUUAGGGAUGUGCAAUAGUUUGGAAUGGCUACAUUUGGAGGGUAAUUUAUUCGAAGGACAAAUACCUCAGGGACUGGGUUCUUUAAGAGGCUUGACAAAUCUAGAUCUUUCACGGAAUAAUUUGUCUAGAACAAUCCCAAUUUUCUUGAAUCUCUUACACGCAACAAAUGGAUUUUCGGAGUAUAAUAUUUUGGGUCGUGGGAGAUUCGGAUCUGUUUACAAAGGCAUUAUCGAUAAUGGCCACACAUUUUUAGCCGUGAAAAUUCUUAAUCUUUUUGUAAAAGGAGCUACUAAGAGUUUCAUGGCGGAAUGCAACGCAUUGAGUGGCAUAAGACACAAAAAUGUCGUGAAAAUGUUGAGUGUUUGCGAAAGCGUUGACUUCCAAGGAAACGAUUUCAAGGCAUUGAUUUACGAAUUUAAGGCUAAUGGGAGUUUGGAUAAAUGGUUGUGCUACAAUAGGGAACAAGAGAAAGGUCAAUCUGAAACCCAACUUAGAUAUCUUGACAUUAAACAGAGGCUCAACAUUGCUAUUGAUAUUGCUCGAGCAGUUGAAUAUCUCCAUUGUGGUACUAAUUCAACAAUUGUUCACGGCGAUUUAAAGCCAAGUAACAUUCUUUUGGAUCAAGAUAUGACGGCUUGCGUUGGUGAUUUUGGAUUAGCAAAGAUUAUUUCAAGCAUACUUUCACCGCAAGAAAGUAGUGGCACAAUUGGCAUAAGGGGUACCAUUGGCUAUGUCCCUCCAGAAUAUGGCACGAGUAACACGAUCACAAGAAAAGGCGAUGUGUAUAGUUAUGGCAUUCUUGUAUUGGAGAUGUUCACAAACAGAAGACAGAAGACCAACAGAUGA
Messenger RNA from Erythranthe guttata (spotted monkey flower), 2403 nucleotides. Its product is annotated as putative LRR receptor-like serine/threonine-protein kinase At3g47570. The record is from RefSeq and is a predicted model, not a curated record. Gene Ontology annotation, molecular function: protein kinase activity; ATP binding. Gene Ontology annotation, cellular component: membrane. Gene Ontology annotation, biological process: protein phosphorylation. NCBI's taxonomy places the organism in Eukaryota, Viridiplantae, Streptophyta, Magnoliopsida, Lamiales, Phrymaceae.